AAAAGUGCCGCUGCUCACGCAGCUCCCCUUUCUUCUUCCUCCCUCCGCUUUUUUUUCCCUCUUCCUUUCUUUCUCUCCACGACAUCCUUCGCCUCCCGCCCGACGAGAGCUUCGCGCCUUAAUCGGCCCAUCACCGCAUCUCUGCUUUCCAGCAUCAUCGCAUUUCUCGAUUCGUCCAUCGCCUCGGCCCCGCCGCAGCAGUUUCGAUUUGCAAUAAUAUCUUGGGGGCUUUGUUUUCUCUCUCUUUCUCCUUCUUGCACCUUAGGUUGGGCAUCCCUUCGCGCUACUUCGUCACCGACAUCUCGAACCGGGAAUUUCCCACCACGCCCUACCAAACCCUCGCUACGAACUCGUCUCUGCAGAAUUUGCAGAUUUACCGGUUCCGAUACUCCAUAA
Molecule: messenger RNA, 396 nt
Organism: Trichoderma gamsii
Lineage: Eukaryota; Fungi; Ascomycota; Sordariomycetes; Hypocreales; Hypocreaceae
Exons: 2
Source: RefSeq, a predicted model, not a curated record